UCUAUUUGAUUCAUGGAUUUUUUUUAUUUUGAUCACGUGAUCAAAAGUGUGUGUGCGUUUGUGGGGUGGUCAACAUGCAUGUUUGUUGAACGCCUUUGAUAAUUGAUCGUAUUUAGUUUUCUGGAUUUGGUUUUCUUUUUUUUUUUGGUUUUUUUUGUCGUUACAUUUGAAAAUUUAUCACAAUAAAAUAAACAAUGGAUUUUACAGCAUUAGAAUUAGGCCUUCGUAAUCGACAGCUAUUACAGGUAAAAUGUUUUCUACGUAUUCAGAUUGAAACAUUUCGUUAUUUUAUUAAACAAGAUCUAUGUAAUUCAUCAUCAAAUGAACAAGCUGCUGCAUUGGAAAAAUUUUUUCUUCAUGAUUGGCAAAAUGUUGUCAAUAAAAUUGUUUCCUUUGCAACCAUACAGAUGAGCGGUGAUUAUGCAGCCAAAAUAUUCUCCAUUCUAUUAUAUCGAUCAUUGAUUUAUUCAUGUAAUCAACUUAUAAUGACCGUUUCGGCUAUCCAAAUCGAUAAUGAUGAUGAUGAUGAUGAUAAUAGUGAUGAUAAUGUUUUCAUACGUUCAACGGAUACAACACAAUCAUUGCGAUCAUCACCAAUAUCGAAUACGAUGGCGUCCGAUACGAAUACAAAUGAAAAUUCAUUACGAUUAGUGAAACAACGGAUACUUUUACAUUUAAUUAAACAAAUAAAUUCAAUGCGUGAUUGUCUUGAUAAUCGAAUACGAUUGAAUAAUUCGCUGUUACCAAAUGAGCCAUUAGAAUCAACAAGUUUGAAAAUUGUCAGACCAAAAAUAAACGAUGAUUCAAGUGAUCAUGAUGAAUCAUUAUCAACAAUGCUCAAAACAAUCGAAGCUCUACUAAAAACAUAUGGAAAUGCACAUCGUUUUCAGGAAUUAUUCGAACGUUCAUUACAGAAUAAUUCAAUUCCAUUGUUUGUAUGGGCAGUGAAAAAAUUUGCUCAACAAUCCAAUAGUGCCUAUGGUGAACAAUUGAUUCAUUGGGAUAUAAUCGUCGAACGAAUUGUUCAAUAUACAGCAAUGAAAAUUAGUCGUCCUGAUUCAAUAGUCGAUGAUCGAUUAAUUUCCGAAAUCAAUUCCUAUCUUAUACAGACUGGUCGUCCAGUAUUUGAUAUAUUAUAUGCACUAUUCAUACAAACUUCGGAUGCUAUUAUUCGACAGAAAUUAUUACAUAUUUUUGCCAUUUGUUUAGCUAGCCAUCCUGAAGAUGAUGAUCCUAAUGUUCGCAUAAUAAAUUCGAAUGUCAAUUUCAAACAAUUUCAAUGUCAAUUUGGCCAAUAUUUUCGAAUGUUAUCCAUAAUGGAUUUGUAUAUUUUUUGUUUUCGGCCAAAAAUUUCACCAGUCAAUGAUGAAGAAAAAUUAGAAAUUGCAUUCGAAUGGAUUAACAUUAAUGAUGAUGAUGAUGAUGAUAAUGGAAAUAUUCGAUUGGCUAAAUCAUUUUUAUUGCCCAUUUUAGGUGAAUUAACACAACAUUCACAAAUGUUAAAUAAUUGGGAAGAAAUGACCGCCAAUAAUUAUAAUCUAAUUGUUUUCGAUCCAUUUCGUCAGCAUAUUUUUAUUGAAGAAAAUUUCCAAUCAUACAUUAAUGCAUUAUCUGUUUGGCAAUAUCUAAUCGAUAAUAAUGAUACAAAAUCAUUAAUCAAAUGGAUCGAAUCAGAUCAAAUUAUUCAACCAUAUUGUGAUCAAAUUCGUCCUAUAAAUCUCAAAAUGUCAAUUCGAAUGUGUGAAUAUCUUCUACGACAAUCACCAACAAUACUUUUAGCCGAUAUAUUCGUUGCAUUAAUAUCGAAUCCUUAUUUUUUCAAUCAACAUGAUUUCAGUGAUCUAAUGGCAAAAAUGUUAUCGUUUUCGGAUUUUCUUCAAAUCAUUGGCCAAACAAAUAUUCUUUCAUCUGUGAAUAGCUGUUCUUCCGGUAAUGGCUGCGCCAUUUUGGAAAAAUUAUUAAACAAAGUGAUAAAAUUGUCUCAAUUAGUGCAACAUUGUAUCGAAUCUAGACAAUAUGAAUUUCUAUUUCUACUCUAUAAUCGAUACAAAAUUGAUUUUGAUGUCUUUUUCUCCAGUUCAUCGAAUAUUGAAGAAUCAUCAUCAUCAUCGAAACAAAUGUUGAAUGUAUUGAAUUUUAUGCGCGAUCUUUGUCGUUCGAAUGGUGAAGUGUUUGAAAAAUCAUUAUUUAUCCAUCAAUUUUUAGUCAACGAUUUUUCGAAACCUUUAAAAAGCAUAUUUAGCCAUUCAAAAUCAUUCGAUGAAAAUGUUAGAUUUUUGCUUGAAACAUUUGCAGCUGGUUCAAUUGAUUUGGAUAUGAUUUUAAUGAUUAUAUCAUUUUCAUCAAAAUAUGGUUUCGAUGAAUUUUUCGACGCUUUACAGCAACAAGAACCUGAUCUGGUCAAAUCAUUCGUUAAUAAACUUGCUACAAAAUAUCCACUUGUUCAUCGUGCUUCCAUUUCACAUCAAGAAUCAAAUGCAUCAUCAUCAUCAUCAUUAAACAUUUAUACAUUCCUUCAACAAGCCAUACCUUUUGUCGAUAUUAAUAAUGUUUUCCAAUGGCAAACAAAUCGUUGCCUUUCGAAACCCAUUACGAAUGAUUCAAAUUCAAAUCAUCAUAAUGAAAUGCCACAUUUUUCACAAAAACAUUUAUCCGAAUUAUAUGGUUUUAAAUCCAAUUUAAAUGCAUCAUUUUAUCUGAAAAAUCUUCGAAUAAUUGAAGCAUUUUUAACAUUCAAUAAAUUCUUGUCUUCGAAUGAAAAAUCACGUGACCGUCAUUCGAUCAAUGAAAAAUUAUCGAUAAAAGCAAUAAAAAAAUCGACAAUUAUUGGUUAUAAUAAUAUUAGUGAUCAAUCGAUAGUCACUACUUGUCUACUGUUUCAAUCGUUGAUCAAAUCCUCUUUGAUGCCCGGUAAACAUAAAUCAUCAAGCAAUCAUCGUUCUUCAGUUCUACGAGAAACAUUGGAUAAAAAUAUUUUCAAUGAAUGUGAAAAAUUUCGCUUACAUCUAGCUUUGGGACGAUUAAUCAUUGAAUAUGCUGGAGAUUUUCUUAAUCUUGAAGGUGUACAACAACAACAAAAUGUUCUGGCUACACUUCUUCGACGUUCGCAUUUUCAUUCAGAUCGAAUUUGUUCACAAAAAUUAUUAGAUUUAGCUACUGUUGCACUUGAGCGAAAAUAUUCAUCCAUACGAAAACCUUUGACCAAAUUUAGACGACAACAACAACAACAACAACAACAACAACGACAACCGCCGAAUCGAUCGCUAAAUGUGAAAUUUCUCUUAUUGUUUAUUGAAACAUCAAACAAAUUUAUGACCAAAAACGAAAAUGAUAAAGAUCAAAUUGAAUCUUUGAUACCGAUGAUUGAAUCAUCCUGUAAUCUAUUGAUCGAAUGUUUUGAAUGGAAACCAUUAUUCAUGUUUGCCGGCCAUUAUUCAUUGAAACGUCCAUUUGGACAUUUUCUUAAUAAAUGUACCAACGAAGAUAAUUGGCUUGUAUUUGUUAUCUUUGCACAGUUAUAUGAAAUUCCUAAAGAAGAUCUACAGCAGAUUUUAUCACAAUCCAAUUUCAAUAAUCAAUGUAUUGGUGAACAUUUGGCCAAAGCAUUUCAAAGUUCACGACAUGUAAACGUUACAUCAUUGAGUGAAGCUGAAUCAAGAAUUUUACGUUCAAAACAAACACCAGAUUCGUCUCGUAAUGUUUUAUAUUCGAAAUUAUUCAAAGAGAAAUCCAUUCCAAUUGGAUCACCACCACCGGGUCAUAUAUCUCCGCAAAGUCCACCGGAUAAUUCAACCACUGUAACCGAAUCAGAUAGUCCAGAAAAUUUAUCAUUAUUUUCAUCAUCAAUGAUUAGUGGUGAUUUGAAUUCACAAAAACGUUCAAAUGUACAGGUUUUAUUUGAAUCGAAAUUACAAUUACAAACAGCAUCGAAAGAUUUUCUUCAACUUAUUCUAGAUAUCUAUCGUAAUUGUGUUAGCUUUGCUCAUUACCAUCGUGUUGGACCAUCAUCAUUUUCGAUUGAAAAAUCUUUUCAAAUUACAUUACUCUAUACAUCGGUAUCAUUGUCGAAUCCUGUACUUGCAUUGUUGGCCUGUUCCAUGAACAUUUGUGAUCAACGAGCAUUACCGGUGGAUAUUAAAACAACACCUUCGUCAUCCACUUCACCAAUUCAAUCGCCUAAAAACGGUCAUAAUCAACAAUCAUCCAUAAAACGUUCGAUCGAUUCAUCAUCAGCAUUUGAUCGUAUUAAAUAUCCAUCGUUUGCAUGUUGGCUACUUGCAAGCGUAUCCACUGCUUCAAAACAAUCAUUCAUUGAUUGGUAUUGCCAAACGAAUUCAUUAAAUCCAACAACAGAUUCAUUGAUUGAUUGUUUCAUUCAUUGGUCACCUGAACGACUAUUACGUUUAAUCAAUAUUCUUACAGCGAAUGAUGCACAAAAUUAUCAGAAAAUUCUCGAUGGUUUCAAAAUGUUUGAUAUUCAAAUACCGAUCCUGUAUACAUUAUUGGAAUUUCUCAUUGAAUUUCUUGUGAUGAAAGAUUAUUAUCAAACCAGUGAUUUACUACAACGUUUUCAAACAUUGUUAGCUGAAUAUAAUGAAGAAGAAUUUAUACAAAAUGAUUCAAAUAAAUCAAUGGAUGGUGAUGAUUCCAAUGAUGAUAGUGAUGAUUAUGAAUGGCAAUUAUCCGAUUUCUUUCAACGUAGCUGGAUCGAAAAAUGUUCAUUGAUAAUGAUAACGAAUUCAUUGUUGAUUGCUCGACAAUUUGAAUUAAGCAUCUUACUGAGCCAUUAUAAUUUCGUUCGAAUACAGGAUUCAUUUUCAUCGGAAAUACAUCAAUACGUACCGGAUAUUCGUCGAUUCUAUUUGUUUAGUCAAUGUUUGAAUAAAGUACCGGAUUAUUCGUUACCAAUCGGACCAUUAUUAUCAAUCGAAGCGAAUACCAAUGAUGAAUCACGUUAUGGUGAAGUAUUGAAAAAUCUAAUUCUUCAGCUACAACAAUCUGGUCAUUUUGAUGCCGCUAGAAAUAUUAUCAAUCUGUUGACGAUUGAAAAUACAAAUGAAUUUAUCAUUAAUGAAUGGAUGUUGAAAGCCAAACAAGCGGAAUUAGAAUCAUCGAAUAUUAAUAAUAACAAUAAUAUUGAUAUAUCAUUCUGGGAAGAUUGUUGGUCACAGGUUGUACGUAUUGAUCCAUCAAUGCAUUCAGCAUUCAAAGUAAUGGAACGUUUUGUUCAACAAUUGGAACCUGAUCAAUUGUUGAUUAAAUGUUUUGUAUUAUUGAAAUGUUUACUUGCCAUUGAAACAAUAUUGAAUGAUACUAUCAAUGAAAUUGAAUCAAUUUAUCCGAUAAUCAAUCAAACUAAAGAUAAGCAACAGCAGCUGCAGCAGCCACCUGAUGAUAAUUCAACCAUUAGUAGUUCGAAUGCAUCAUCAAACAAUAAUGUUGAAUUGAUACAAGAUUAUUUUAAUUUUGAAUUGUCAUUCUGGAAAUCGGUUGUUGAUUGUGAAAUGUUUAUACAAAAAAUGGAUACCUCAAAUGAUAUGAAACAAAUUGUCGAUAAAAAUAUUAUCACCGCUUGGCAAGAUAUUUGGAAAGAUAUUGUUCAAUAUUUUACAAAAUCUUUACUUAGAAAAUUCAUUCUGCCUAAAUUAACCGAACGUUAUCCUCAUAUCGGUCAAAAUGUUGAAAAUCAACGUUCAAAACAACAACAAAAUGUUCAAAUUGAUGUUAAUCAAUAUCAAUCAUUAAAUCGUGUAAUCGGUAAUCUAUUGGAUCAUUUUUGUUAUAAAAAAGCCAUUGAAGUGGCUAAACUUUUUGGAUAUGAUCAUGAUGAUUUUGAAAUUAUUCGAACUUGUGAUCAGAUAGCUUCGGGUCAGCUAAAAGAUCUAUCCGAUGCUUCAUCAAGUGUUCAAUUGAAAAUAAAAAAUCAAGGUGAAAAUUAUUCAAAUGGAAUUGGAAAAUUUAUGAAAGUUACAUUGAUAGCGGGCAGUAAUCUGACAGAUGAUCAACGAAAAAUCAUGACAAUGAUUGAAACAUUGGCCAGUUUUACAACGAUUGGUGAGAAAUUUUGUGAAUACAUUCUUUUACAUUAUAAGAUUGCCUGUUUGCUACGGAAAUCAUAUGAUGAACUUAAAGAUACUGAUGAUGAAUAUUCGACAACUCCAUGUCAAUUAUUGGAAAUGUUACUAUUAUCCAAUCAAAUCGAUGAAUCAAUAACGGUUGGUCAUGAUGUUAGUAGCUAUUCGUAUCAAUCAUUCAAUGAAUUUAAUGAUAGUUCAAUGGAUCAAAAUCAAAUGUCAUCAUUGAUUGAUAAUUAUUCGGAAACGAUAAUGUGUGCAAAAGAAUUUAUUCGAUUUAUGGGUCGUAUUGAUGAUCGUCUUGUAAAUGAAGAAAAAAUUGUUGAUUUAUUGGCCGAAUUUGUUUAUAAUGAUGUACAACGAAUUGUUGAUCGACAAUUCAAAGAUUGGGAUGAUCCAUUCAAUGCACAGUAUACACUGUUUACCGAGAUUGAAUUGGAUCGAAUUCAACUAGAAUUUAAUUCGGCCAGAUUUUCUGUUCUUAAUCGUUUAUUACGUGAACCAUAUCUACUUGGACAUAAAUUAUUGGAAUGGGUGAAAAAAUCUAAAACAAUAUUUGAAAAUGCAUGGAAUGGUUUCAAUCAUUCAGAUCAUACGAUUGAUGGACAACAACCGACAGUUAUACAUCAGAAAACGGAAAAAGAAAUUCGUUUUAUAUUGGCAAAACGUAAAUAUUAUGUACAAAUAGUUGAACUGUACAUUCGUGCACAUGAAUCAUUCACCGCUCAAUGUGAUGUUGGUGGUAUUGCAUUGGUGUUGCGGAAAAUUCGUCCAUUAAUUACACAGGAAUUACGUCCAGCACGUUAUUUUCAUCUUAUAUUACGACUUUUGACCGGUAUUGGUCGAUAUUCUGAAAUGAUCUAUUGUUUUGCUUUUCGUGAAUGUGAUCGUUUUGAAUUGAUUCUUUCGAAACGUGUACAAAGAACACCACAAUUACGGAUUGCAUUGUUGAAUUAUCUAAAAAAUGCCGAACAUAUUGAUGAAUUAUUACCAUUGGUUGCUAUACGAUUUUUUCUUCAUCGUGAAAUGGCCGAUCAACAUCGUAAUCGUGCAGAAAAAUUGUUGAUGGAAACAAAUUUUAAUAAUUUGCAUACCUCAUCAUCAUCAUCAUCAUCAUCAUUGAAAACAGCUAUGCCGAUACGAUCAUUAACAAAAAAAGUUUCUUCAACAAAUUCAUUAUCGGAAAUGAUAUCAACAUCACCAUCGUUACCAACAUUCAAAUUAACACCAUCGUUAUUAAAUAUGAAUAAUUCGAAUGCAUUAAAAGAACAAUUAGAGGCAAUAAUGUUUGAAUUUCAAGAAGCGGAAAUUAAUUAUACAAAAGCAUCAUCAUUAGCGAAUGCUGAUUAUUGUUCAUGGCGUGCACAAUUGAUUGCUUUACAAUUAUAUCAUUUUAAUAAAUCAAAAUUCACGGCCUUACACACUGAUAUAUCGACUACUGUACCGAUCUUAAUCAAUUUAGAUAUGAAUCGAGUUCGUGAUUUCAUCAAUCAAUGUAAUCAUUAUUAUGAGGCAUUGAUUGUGGCCAAAUCCUAUCCAGAUGUAAAUAUUGAAUGGGCUGAUCCAUUUUUCAAUAAUGCAAUCGUCAAUAAUAAUGUUCAAUAUGCUGCACAAUUUCUUGAUAAUUAUGAAAUUUCUGUUUCAUUUCUGGAAAAAGUAAUCAAACGUUUUGAAUUAUUUUCGACAUUAUUUCGACAACAACAGCAGCAACAUCAACAACAAACGAUAAUCAAAUCAUCAUCAAAUAGUCAAAUAGCUGGCCAAUUAUUCUCUUCAUCAUCAUCAUCAUCAUCAUCACCAUUGCCAGCAUCUUUUAUAUCAUCAUUAUCACAGAUUCGUUCAGAAAUGGAAUUACAGAAAAUAUUUCUCAUAUUAGAACAGAUUAUGGAAUCUAUUCUUUGUGAUGGAGUAAAUACAACGGCCCAAACAAAUGAUUCGAAUGUUGAAUCAUCCACAAUGAAAUUUGCUUCGACGUCAUUUCUAAAGAUAAAUCUACAUGAUCGUUAUCGUCUUGCUCGGCGACUAAAUUCUCGUCGAAUUUUACGCCAUUUGAUGGCAUUGAAUCGUGAAAAUUCAGCCUAUCUUCUGGAUUGGAUAGCCAAAUCCAACCAGAAUCAAUGUGUGAAUAACAAAAAUUGAAAAGAAAAUUCUCAGAUACUGUGAUAUAAUAAUUCAAAUAUAAUUUUUUUUAAU
Molecule: messenger RNA, 8267 nt
Organism: Dermatophagoides farinae (American house dust mite)
Lineage: Eukaryota; Metazoa; Arthropoda; Arachnida; Sarcoptiformes; Pyroglyphidae
Cellular component (GO): cytoplasm
Source: RefSeq, a predicted model, not a curated record